Miscanthus lutarioriparius is the source of this 3285-nucleotide messenger RNA. The record is from the annotation of a GenBank genome assembly. Lineage: Eukaryota; Viridiplantae; Streptophyta; Magnoliopsida; Poales; Poaceae.
AUGAGUUCCAGGCACUCAAAGCUCCACGUAUUCCUGCACCUCCUCUUAUACUUCUGCAUCAUCGUCCGCACUGAAAAUAUCAGCAGCAACACUGCCGGCGCCGGGUCAUCAUCAUGCUCUCCGCCCGACGCUGCCGCGCUGCUCCAGCUAAAGCAAUCCUUCGUCGACCCCAAGGACCUCACGUCAUGGCGAGCCAAGACGGACUGCUGCCUUUGGGAAGCCGUCGCCUGUGACGCGACCUCAGGCUCAGGGCGGGUGAUCGCGUUGGAUCUAGGAGGCCGGAACCUGCGGAGCCGCCGGGGCCUUCACCCCGCGCUCUUCGACCUCACCUCUCUGAGGAACCUCAGCCUCCGGGGCAACGACUUCAUGGGGGAGAGCCUGCCGUCCACUGGGUUCGAGCUGCUCAGCGAGAUGGUCCACCUCGACAUAGCCGACACAAAUUUCAGCGGCCAGAUCCCCAUCGGCGUAGCGCGGCUCAGCAAGCUGGUCCAUCUCUCCGCCGGGUCCGGGGGCCCCAGCAGCAGCAGGCUGGUCCUCAAGGAGCCAAGCUUUGAAACAUUGGUCGCUAAUCUCGGCAAUCUAAGAGAGCUUCGCCUUCAUGGAGUGGACAUCUCCAUCGGCGGCAGAGAGACGUGGUCCGUUGCUCUAGCAAGCUCCACACCGGACCUGCAGAUUCUGCCUCUGUCCUCCUGUGGCCUGUCUGGACCCAUCCAUCGCUCCUUCUCACGGCUCCGUUCGCUGGUCGAGAUCAGCCUCCCUAACAACAGAAUCGCUGGCAAGGUUCCUGAGUUUUUUGCUGGCUUCUCUUCCUUGAGCACCCUUGACCUGAGAGACAAUGACUUUGAAGGGCAGUUUCCGGCAAAGGUCUUUCGACUGAAAAAUCUGAAGGUCCUUUUGGUGUCCGGGAAUUCAAGGCUUUCUGGGCAUCUGGUAAGCUUUCCAGCGGAAAAUAGAUUAGAAAUGCUUGACCUGAAGGACACAAACUUUUCUGAUGGCUUGCCGGCGUCCAUUGUCAAUCUCAAGUCUUUGAGUUAUUUGACUCUUACCACAGAAGGGACUUCCAAGCACCUUCCCUUUGUAGGUAAGCUUCCAUCUUUGGGCACGUUAGUGCUCCAGGGAUCAUCAUCAGGAUUACAGAAGCCGCAGUUCUCUUGGAUUGGGGAUCUCACACAUUUGACAAGUUUGUUGAUUGACAACUACAACUUCUCUGAACCAAUACCAUCCUGGAUCGGCAAUCUUACAGAAUUGAUGUCACUGAGGCUCAGCAUGUGCAGCUUAUAUGGACCGAUACCCCCCUGGAUUGGUAACUUGACGCAGCUUUCAAGCAUAGACUUCACCGGAAAUUACCUCACUGGCAAAAUUCCGAGAAGCUUGUUCACACUUCCAAAUUUGCAAUCGCUUUCUCUCUUAUCAAAUCAACUUUCUGGCCAUUUAGAUGCCAUUGAUAACCCUUUGUCUUCACUCUUGUCUAACGUAAAUUUGGUAGAUAACAACAUUGGGGGAUCUAUGCCUCAGUCUUACACUCAGCUUCCAAGUCUUGAAGCAUUUUACCUUGGCUCAAAUAGAUUGACGGGCACAGUGAACCUAAGAUCUUUCUGGAGGCUCAAGAAUCUUUAUGCAUUGAGUCUCUCUAACAACAUGCUGACAGUGAUAGAUGAAGAAGAUGAUCCUCUCCUUUCUUCAUUACCUCACAUCAAGAUUUUGGAGCUAGCAUCUUGCAACCUUGGAAAACUUCCACGAACGUUGAGAUUUCUAGAUGGCGUUGAGACACUUGACCUCUCAAACAAUCAUAUUCAUGGGGCAAUACCAGGCUGGCUGUGGGAGACCCGGACUGGCUGCAUGAGCUAUCUAAAUCUCUCGCACAACAUGUUUACUAGCCUGGAGAAUACUCCAUCUCUUAUUCCUAUGGCAUCUCAAUAUAUCAUUGAUCUCAGUUUCAAUAGACUUCAAGGAAUCAUACCAACACCAACAGUAAAAGUAGGAUGUGAACUGAUGAGUCUGAAACCGAGUGCUAUCUUGCAUUACUCAAAUAAUUACUUCAAUGCCGUUCCACCUAACUUUGGCGAGUAUCUCAAAGAUAUAACAUAUCUCGACUUUUCGAAUAACCUACUGAAUGGUCAUAUACCAACUUCAGUUUGUAGUGCAAGAGACCUUGAAUUCCUUGACUUAUCUUACAACUACUUUAGCGGAAUGAUCCCACCAUGCUUAACACAAAAUAGCUUGAGAGUACUUAAGUUAAGAGGGAAUCUUGUUCACGGAGAACUACCUGACAAUAUCAGAGCAGGAUGUAUGCUUCAGACAAUAGAUUUGAGCAGAAAUUACAUAACUGGAAAACUGCCAAGAUCUCUGACCAACUGCCAGGAAUUAGAGCUACUUGAUGUUGGUAACAAUCAGAUCGCCGAUUUAUUUCCAUCUUGGAUGGGGGUUCUUCCAAAACUUAAAGUUCUGGUUUUGAGAUCCAACCGAUUAUUUGGCAUGAUUACAGAUCUUCAGGAGAAUGAACAAAUCAUGGGCUAUUUCUCAAGUUUGCAGAUACUUUGUUUGGCCUCCAACAACUUCUCUGGGCACCUGCCACAAGGAUGGUUCAAUGAACUGAAAUCGAUGAUGUCAAAUGAUAAUGAAGAGGGACAAGUUGUAGGGCAUCAAAUGAACACGUCACAAGGAUUCUAUCGGGAUACUGUCACUAUAACAUUUAAGGGCUUGGAUAUUAUUUUCACAAAAAUACUAACAACUUUCAAAGCCAUUGACUUCUCAAAUAAUUCAUUCGAUGGCCCCAUACCAGCAUCGAUUGGGAGGCUUUCUUCACUGCACGGAAUUAACAUGUCUCACAAUAAUUUCACAGAGCAGAUUCCAUCACAGCUUGGUAAUCUUCCUUGGCUGGAAUCGUUGGAUCUAUCAUGGAAUCAUUUUUCAGGGGAAAUCCCAGAGGAGUUAACCUCCCUUACUUCUCUUGCUUGGUUGAAUCUUUCAUACAACAACUUGACCGGUAGAAUACCACAGGGCAACCAAUUUUUGUCAUUUCCCAACAGCUCUUUCGAAGGCAAUCUUGGCCUCUGUGGAAGUCAAGUCUCUAAACAAUGUGAUAAUUCAGGUUCAGGUUCAGCUACUCAAAGAGCAUCAGAUCAUCAUGAAUCCAACAGUUUGUGGCAGGACAGAGUGGACACCAUCCUUUUGUUCACAUUUGUUGGUCUGGGGUUCGGAGUAGGUUUUGCAUUGGCAGUGAUGUUCAAUCGCUUUUGCCACAUAGAAGGAUGGGCUUGCAAGCUCUAUGGAACCCGUACAUAA